Molecule: messenger RNA, 663 nt
Organism: Sparassis crispa
Lineage: Eukaryota; Fungi; Basidiomycota; Agaricomycetes; Polyporales; Sparassidaceae
Exons: 3
Coding region: 1-663 (220 amino acids)
Source: RefSeq, a predicted model, not a curated record
AUGAUUCGAAUACUCCGGCCAACGCCCGCACCGCUGCGGCUUGGGCGGCGUUGUCAAUGCCUACGACCUACGUACUGCUGCCCACCGCGACGGAACGUCUCCUCCAGCUCAAAUCCGUUCCCCUACCCGACGAAUGCAAACCCAACGCCGCACCAGAUCUUUCACUUAUCCCAUAGUGCAUCACGCGACCAAGUCAAAGCCCGCUACUACGACCUUGUCCGUAUCUACCACCCCGAUUCCCCCAUCAGCCGUGUUGUCCCGCCCGAGACCGCGCACUCCCGCUUCCAGUCUAUCAGCUCCGCGUACGCAGUCCUCUCCGGCAAAGCCAAGACGCAUGGCGGUCCUGGAAACGACGGUCCAGAGCAUGCGACGACGUACCAUAACCUCAGCGCAGCGAUGUGGCGGGAACGUCAACGCCGCCGCGCGGACUUGGAGGUCGGGUUCGACGAGGUGUGGAAGGACCGCAUGAUCCUCGCUGCAAUAUUUCUGGCGCUCGGCUUGUUCGUUGCCCAGACAUAUUCGAUGCGCCAGCAGGCGAUGACAGAGGCCCUCGAGCGCGCCCGACAGCAAGCCCGUGCUACCGCAGCAGUUGGUUCGCGUAGCCGGCCAGACGACAGUCUUAUUGCAGCACCAGUCCCAGCAGGUCAUGCACAGGAAGAGUGA